CAAAUUACCAACAACUGAACAACCAAACGUCCAAAAAUCAAUUUCAGGAGCUUCUUCCUUUUUCUCUCUCCUCUUCAAAAAUGGCUCCCACCUUCAUCUUCCCCCCAAAUCUCCAUUCCCUCGAACAAGAAAACGACGACAAUCAUCUCUUUGCUCAAAACCCUACCAACAUCACCUCCUUUACUUCUUCCGACCUCGAAGAAUUCGUCAAAGGUCUUUCAUUCGACCUGUCAGAUAAGGAACUCUUCUGCAUUGAAAAUCAAGAUGUUUUUGAUCGAGUUUAUUCAUUGGUGAAGUGUUUUUCAUCUCUUACGCCUCCUUGUAAGUUGAACUUUGUUGAAAGUCUUCGAUCGAAUUUCAGUGUUCUUCUUCCGAAUAUCGAUUCGCUUUCUAGACUGUCACAUUCACCCCAGAAUGAUGAUGAUGGUGGUGGUGGUGGUGGUGAGGAUGGUUCUGUGUCGGUGCUUGAACGAGUUGCUUCACAUCGCAAUGCUUUUAAAAUCUAUACUUUCUUCCUUGUACAUAUCAUUCUUGCGGAGGAGUCUAGUAAUACGUCUACCAAUACCUCCAAAACGGCAGCUAGCAGCCGGAAGAAAUUGCCAAUAAAUUCCUGGAAGUGGGAAGGACAGCGAGGGAGGAUACUAACCUUGAUCGCUAAUUCACUUGAGGUCAACCUAUCAUUGCUCUUUGGAUCCUCAGACACUGAUGAGAAUUACCUUUCUUUCAUUACAAAGAAUGCCUUUCUCAUGUUUGAGAAUCCUAUACUGCUAAAGGAUUCUGAUGUAAAAGAUGCUUUAUGUCGUAUAAUUGGGAGCUGUGCUACUAAGUAUCACUACUUGGCACAAACAUCUGCUUCAAUCAUUCAUUUGCUCCACAAGUAUGAUUUUGUUGUCAUUGCCAUGGCUGAUGCCGUGGCAGGAGCUGAGAAAAAGUACGCUGAUGGGAGCUUAGCGACCUCUAUUAUCAGAGAAAUUGGAAGAACAAACCCAAAGGAUUAUGUCAAGGAUACAGCGGGUGCAGAUAAUAUAGGGCGCUUUCUUGUUGAGCUCUCAGAGAGGCUGCCAAAAUUGAUCUCGACAAACAUUGGCAUUCUAGUCCCACAUUUUGGUGGAGAAUCUUAUAAGAUCAGGAAUGCACUUGUGGGGUUGCUAGGAAAGUUGGUGUCUAAAGCUUUUAAAGACGAAGAAUGUGAGGUGAGCUCGAAGUCAGUUCGGCUCCGAACUAAGCAGGCUAUGCUAGAAAUUUUACUGGAACGUUGUCGUGAUGUUUCAGCUUAUACGAGAAGCAGGGUGCUUCAAGUUUGGUCUGAACUCUGUGAAGAACAUUCUGUUCCAAUAGGUCUGUGGAACGAAGUGGCCGCACUGGCAGCAGGGAGGUUAGAAGACAAGAGUGCAAUUGUGAGAAAAUCUGCUCUGAAUCUUCUUAUUGUAAUGCUGCAGCAUAAUCCAUUUGGGCCUCAACUUCGCAUAUCGUCUUUUGAAGCGACACUGGACAAAUACAGGAAGAAGUUAAGUGCUCUUCAGCCAGAGGUGCAUACAGGGAAUGAAGUAGAUGGAGCGUCAUCUGAUAUAGACAACUGUAACGGGGAUGGUGAUGUUGAUCACGUCAACAGUGAAGCUAGAUCUGAUGAGCAGCCUAAUAGUUUAACUGAUAGCUAUUUGUCCCAGGUGGAAGAAGACACUGUUUUGAAAGAUAAUUCUGUUCCUGAUGUUGGAAACCUGGAGCAGACCAGGGCUCUGGUUGCUUCCCUUGAGGCUGGCCUGAGCUUUUCCAAGUGUAUAUCAGCUACAAUGCCAACCCUUGUUCAACUGAUGGCUUCGUCUUCUGCUACAGACGUGGAGAACACUAUACUUCUGCUCAUGAGGUGUAGACAGUUUCAAAUUGAAGAAUCAGAUGCAUGCCUACGGAAGAUGUUGCCUCUGGUUUUUUCUCAGGACAAAUCAAUAUAUGAGGCAGUGGAAAAUGCAUUCGUCACCAUAUAUAUUACAAAGAACCCACUGGAAUCUGCUAAGAAUCUUUUGAAUCUUGCAGUAGAUUCAAAUAUUGGAGAUCUUGCAGCUUUGGAGUCCAUAAUUGGUGCUUUAGUGCUCAAAGGGGAUAUAUCUCCUGGCACGAUUUCAGCUCUGUGGGACUUCUUUUGCUUUAAUUUACCAAGAACUACAGCGGAGCAGUGCCGUGGUGCCUUAAUUGUUAUUUGUAUGGCUGCAAAGUCAUCAAGUGAAAUUCUAGGUUCUCACUUACAGGACAUUAUUGAUAUUGGAUUUGGGCGAUGGGCAAAGGUUGAUCCCUUGCUAGCAAGAACAGCAUGUACUGCUCUCCAGAGGUUAUCUGAAGAUGACAGAAAAAAGCUUCUGGCAAAUAGUGGGAGUCGUAUGUUUGCCACGCUAGAGAGUCUAAUUACUGGUUCUUGGCUGCCAGAAAACAUCUGGUACAAUGCUGCUGAUAAGGCUAUAGGUGCAAUUUAUACACUUCAUCCAGCCCCAGAAAUUAUUGCUGCCAGGGUGGUGAAGAAAUCCCAUACUUUUGUAUUCAAUCUUGGUGAAUCUGGUCCUUUGUCAAAUGACAUGGAGAAUGGGACUGCUCAUGGCUCUACCACAGUUGAAGCUGGAAAACUUAGUAGAUACUUGUUUGUUAUAAGCCAUGUUGCCAUGCAUCAAUUAGUGUACAUUGAAUCUUGUGUUAGAAAGAUACAGAAAGAGAAAGCAAAGAAGGAGAGACAGAGUGCUGAUGGUAGCGGUUCAACUCUUGAAGCUACAAAGGACAGUGGUAUAAAUGCUGAACUAGGUGUUGCUGCCUCUGAAGAUGCAAUACUUGAUUCACUAGCUGACAAGGCAGAGAGAGAAAUUCUAUCUGGUGGUUCAGAUGAAAAGAAUUUGCUGGGAUUUUGUGCACCUUUUCUGUCUAAGCUCUGCAGAAACUUUAAUUUGAUGCAGAAGAAUCCAGAACUGCAAGCAGCUGCUAUGCUUGCUCUGUGUCGUUUUAUGGUUGUCGAUGCAGCUUUUUGUGAAGCAAAUCUCCAGUUACUGUUCACAGUUGUGGAGAGUGCAUCAUCAGAAACUGUUCGAUCAAAUUGCACAAUAGCUCUUGGAGAUCUGGCAAUCCGUUUUCCUAAUUUGGUUGAACCUUGGACUGAGCACAUGUAUGCCAGGUUACGUGAUCCUUCAGUUUCCGUUAGGAAAAAUGCUGUGCUGGUCCUUUCACAUCUUAUCUUGAAUGAGAUGAUGAAGGUCAAAGGUUACAUAUAUGAGAUGGCUAUGAGAUUGGAGGAUGAAGAUGACAGAAUUGCAAACUUGGCAAAACUCUUUUUUACUGAAUUAGCAAAGAAAGGAUCAAAUCCAAUAUACAAUCUACUUCCUGAUAUUCUUGGCAAGCUUUCCAAACAAAAUUUGGAGAAGGAAUCAUUCUGCAACAUUAUGCAAUUCUUAAUUGGUUCCAUCAAAAAGGAUAAACAAAUGGAAGGCUUAGUCGAGAAGCUUUGCAACCGGUUUAACGGGGUUACAGAUAGCAGUCAUUGGCAAUGCCUUGCUUAUUGCCUUUCUCAGUUGGCCUUCACUGAUAAAGGAAUGAAAAAGCUUAUAGAGUCAUUUAAGACAUAUGAACAUGCUUUAUGUGAGGAUUCUGUGAUGGACCAUUUCAGAAAUAUAAUAAACAAGGGCAAGAAGUUUGCAAAACCAGAACUGAAAUCAUCUAUUGAAGAGUUCGAGGAAAAGCUCAACAAGUUUCAUUUGGAGAAAAAGGAGCAGGAGGUUACAGCACGAAAUGCACAAGCCCACAAAAACAGAAUCGAAAGCUUAGAAAGUGUAAUGGUUGGUGGCAAGACCAAACUAGAAAAUGAAGAAACUUUCAUUACUGAAGAUGUAGCAGAUGGCGAGGUUAUGGACCCUUCUGCAACAACAUGCUCAAACGACAUUGCAAAUACAAAUGCAAAUGCUGAUGAAGAAGAUCAUUCCACUAUUACUAGUGAAGGAACACAUACAGAGGCUGGUGGUGAAGAAGUUCUAUCACCAAUAGUUAAUCAAAGAGAUAUGACUACUUCUAAAUCCCGAAAGUCGAAGCAGAAAACUCAGAAGGUUGUAAGCAGUGCAACAGUUAGGACUAGGAGUACAAGGUCAAAGCAAAGGUGAGAGAGGAGAAGAUUUAUUUGGUUCCUUGUCGAAGUGAAUAUUGUUUUGGAAACCUCUUUUUAGUUAGUAAAAGGAAGAGGGCCUGCUAAGUGCUAAAAAUCAUCAAUAGGCUGUUGACUUGCAUUUUAGUGUGAAUAGGUCAUUUAGCAAAUAAUAGUGUAUCAAUCUUUCAAGGUUGGAGAUCUCCUCCACUUUUAUAAAAAAAAAGGUGGGAAAUAGAGAACUAUAUUGCGAAGAGAGAAAUAGUUUGUUGUAGUUAUGUAUAUGUAUUUUGAAUGAUGAAUGUAACCCAAAUAUGGAAUUUGAAUUUGGAAAAGAGGACAUUUUAUUUCGCCCUUGUGA
Messenger RNA from Beta vulgaris subsp. vulgaris (sugar beet), 4466 nucleotides. RefSeq names its product condensin-1 complex subunit CAP-D2. Gene Ontology annotation, biological process: mitotic chromosome condensation; meiotic chromosome condensation; mitotic cell cycle. Gene Ontology annotation, cellular component: condensed chromosome, centromeric region; nucleus. Gene Ontology annotation, molecular function: histone binding. The coding region runs from base 81 to 4124 and encodes 1347 amino acids. The transcript has 17 exons. Lineage: Eukaryota; Viridiplantae; Streptophyta; Magnoliopsida; Caryophyllales; Amaranthaceae. The record is from RefSeq and is a predicted model, not a curated record.